Bombyx mori (domestic silkworm) is the source of this 3930-nucleotide messenger RNA. It is a transcript of the gene ClC-b, whose product is annotated as H(+)/Cl(-) exchange transporter 7. Gene Ontology annotation, cellular component: intracellular membrane-bounded organelle; lysosomal membrane. The coding region runs from base 299 to 2683 and encodes 794 amino acids. The record is from RefSeq and is a predicted model, not a curated record. The transcript has 15 exons. Gene Ontology annotation, molecular function: voltage-gated chloride channel activity. Lineage: Eukaryota; Metazoa; Arthropoda; Insecta; Lepidoptera; Bombycidae. Gene Ontology annotation, biological process: chloride transport; transmembrane transport.
ACAUUGUGACGGUUUGACAUAAGAAGUUUUUCUAUGUCAGUUUUCAAAAUAUUAACAUGGAUGGAAUGCAAUAUGCACUGUAAAAUUAAACAAAGAACGCCCACAGAAACGUAUAUCUAUUGUAAAUUACAAUUUUUAAUAGACUUAGAUUAUUGUUAUGUGUAUCGCCUACUUAAUGAUGAUAUUCAACAAUUCAUGACGAAGUGAAACUGUUUUAGUCAGUGUCUAAAAACUAAAAACAAAUCUUCGUUCAUUAUUUAGAGACAUUGAUUGUAAAUUAGUGAUAGCGUAAGGAAAAAUGAGUAAUAAUACUCAUUUAUCCGAUACUGAUGAAAUAAUUUCCGAAACAACAUCGGAAACUGCCCAACUUGUUGCCAAUGAAGAACCAAGUUCCUCAAAUUACACAGAAUUAAAUAAACCCGAUCACGAGGAUUCUGAUGAAAAUGAAUUACAGGGUAGUCAUGGAGUCCGAAGGAGGAAUAUUGUUCAAAAGAUUGAACCAGGCUCAUUGAAUGUGUUAUCAGCUAAAUAUGAAAGCUUAGAUUAUGACACUUGUGAAAAUCAUCUACUCCUAGAUGAAGAACGAAAACGUGGAUAUCCAUUUAUAGUUUGGAAGGAUAUAUUGAGAUGGUUUAUAAUUUUGUUGAUUGGUAUUAUCACAGCGCUGAUAGCAUUUUUCAUUGAUAUUUGCAUUGAAGAAUUCUCAAAUAUCAAAUAUAAAGCCCUCAAGAAAUCUGUUGAUAAAUAUGUCUUGCAAGACAAACUAUACAUUCCAUAUUUAUUAUGGGUUUUAUCGAAUAUAUGUAUAGUGUUUAUUGGAUCAAUGCUAGUUGCAUAUGUUGAGCCAGUGGCAGCAGGAAGUGGCAUACCACAAGUAAAAUGUUACCUGAACGGAGUUAAAGUACCUAGAGUAGUAAGGAUUAAAACCCUUAUUGUAAAAGCCGUAGGUGUCAUAACAGCAGUUGUUGGUGGUCUUGCUGGAGGAAAGGAAGGUCCAAUGAUCCACAGCGGUUCGGUUGUGGCGGCGGGAAUAUCUCAAGGAAAGAGCACGACGUUCAAUAAAGACUUCAAGAUAUUUCAGUAUUUCCGCGAGGAUCACGAGAAGAGGGAUUUCGUUUCCGCUGGAGCGGCGGCUGGGGUUUCCGCUGCUUUUGGAGCCCCUAUAGGCGGUGUGUUAUUUUCAUUAGAAGAAGGCACUAGUUUUUGGAAUCAGGCUCUGACAUGGCGAACGUUUUUUGGGACGGUCGUAUCCACAUUUACUUUGAACUGCGCUUUGUCGGCUUACCACGGCCACCCGGGCGAGCUCAGCUAUCCAGGUCUUUUAAAUCUGGGUAAAAUGGAACCAUUCCCAUUUCAAUUUUACGAGUUGCCAGUAUUUAUGCUCUUCGGUGUGGUCGGAGGCCUUUUGGGGGCCUUGUGGAAUUUUCUCAACUACAAAUUGGCGGUGUUUAGAAUAAGAUACAUAUGCGCCCCGUGGUUGCGGGUUGUGGAGGCGUGUCUGGUGGCUGCGGCGAGCGCGACCUGCGGUUUUCUGAUGAUGUUCUUACUCGACGACUGUCGUCCCCUCGGGGAGGACCCUACAAACGUACCCUUACAGUUAUACUGCGAAGACGGCGAGUACAACGCGCUAGCCGCGAUAUGGUUCCAAACGCCCGAAGCGUCGGUGCGAUCGUUCCUCCACGACCCGAUGGGCUCGUACAAGCCCUGGUCUAUACUAAUGUUCGUCGUAUGCUACUUCCUGCUCUCGACGUGGACGUUCGGUCUGGCCGUUUCAAGCGGCUUGUUCAUACCGAACCUGCUGACCGGCGCCGCAUGGGGAAGAUUGCUCGCUAUAUCCAUACAGUACAUGUUACCUUCCAAGACUAUUAACCCUGCCAAGUACGCGCUUGUCGGCGCGGCCGCUCAACUGGGAGGCGUCGUACGGAUGACGAUAUCAUUAACGGUCAUUAUUAUAGAGACAACGGGACAGAUAUCAAACGCCCUGCCCAUCAUCAUCACGCUGGUCGUGGCCAAAUGGAUAGGCGAUUUCUUCAAUGAAGGUAUCUACGAUAUAUAUAUCCAGCUGGCGGGCGUGCCGCUGUUGCCGUGGGAGCCGCCUCCGUUGGCGCACAACGUGUACGCGUCCGAAGUAAUGUCGCAUCCGGUGUUCACGUUGCGAACGGUCGAGAACGUUGGACACAUCGUCGAGAUACUUAAGCUGGUUUCCUACAACGGGUUCCCGGUCGUUGACCCGCCCCUCGCUGAUGAUUCCGAAGUAACGACAUACAAACGUCUUCGUGGACUGAUACUGCGCUCCCAGUUAAUAGUGCUGUUGCAGAAUAAAAUAUACAAUGAAAACGCGAACACGACGUGGUCGAAUUUCCAGGUGGACAUGGAUAUGUUCAGGAAGGAAUAUCCACGAUUCCCAUCUAUAGAUGAGCUCGAGAUAUUAGAUUGGGAGAAGUCCUGCAUGAUAGACCUCCGACCGUUCAUGAACCCAUCGCCGUACACGUUGCCGCAUCGCGCCUCCCUGCCGCGGCUCUUCAGGCUCUUCAGGGCCCUCGGGUUGCGCCACUUGCCCAUUGUCAACGAUGUCAAUGAGGUUGUUGGUAUAGUCACUCGGAAAGAUAUCGCUCGGUACCGAGUAUGGAGACAUCGAGGACAUAUGGGAAUGGAGGAGUUGGUGCUCUCUAGUGAAAUUUAACUUUUAUUGUUUAGAACACAGAUAUGUAGGUAGCUGUAAUAUCGUAUUACUAUGGACUGCCAUAUCUCCAAAGAAUAAUGAAGUGAUAAAACAUAUUACUGGUGAUGUACUAUUCUCUUAGAAAUUUUCCUAUUUUUUUUGCAUCACAAUGAGUAUUAAAUUUUCUUAAAAGUAUUUUGUUUAAAAUCAUUUUAAUUAAUAAAUAAUGUAAUGAGUUUGAUUAAUUUUUUUUGUAAUUUAGUUUUUAUAAUUUGAUAAACAUGAGAAAACAACUAUAUAUUAUGUACCCCAAAAAAAAACUUUUAGGAAAAUUACUUCAAAACAUUUUUUAGGUAAAACCUGAAGCAAUGUUGCUAAGGGCAUUCCUAUAAACUGUUUUAAAUUUUUGCAUCGCCGUGGAAUUCUAGAGACAGUUCAAGCACUUUAGGUAGGAUUUAGAGUUUUUUUAUUGUAAAUAUUCUUUUUCCUAUACAUUUCAAUUAUUUUCCUUAAUUUUUUGUUGUCUUCUUGUCUUUAUAUUAGGCCUUAUAUUAUACCUUUAUAACAGUUUUGAAAAUUUAUCAUAAUCAAUACAAUUCUUCCUGAGGAUAUAUUUUAUUCAUUUUCUCUCGAUCUCGCUUCACUAGAUCAAAUUAAUUACACUUAAUUACUUACAAUAAAAUUAAAUACUGUUAAUUUUAUUUCAUUUAUUUUUGCGUAUAAAAAUUUUGGAAAACUUAAAUUGGGCUCCUUAGAUUGAUUGUAUUUGUAGAAUUUUGAAACAGAUCGAGAAUUUUGUUUAGAUUACAUUUUAUUUAAAUUUCAAAGAUUGUAGACCUAAUUAAAACUCCUUUUGCAGUUUAACAUAUUAGUUUCAAUUUAUUAUCUCUUAUGUUUCGAAUACUUCAACUAUUGUUCAUCACCAUGAAAACCAUAAAAGUAGUUCUAAUUAAGUCUACAACUUGCAAUUGAAGUUUAGAAUAUAUUUUACAUUUUUUCUCAUAACAAUUUUGAAUCAUUAAAAUGAAAUGUACUUAGAAAAUAUCAAAGUGAAUAUAUUAUUGAAGGUUUAAUUUAUCUUCUUUCUUGGACUUAAUUGUGAUUUUUAAAAUUAGUAAUUUAUUUUUUAAUCAUAUAUUAUCAUAUUUUAACCAUAUACUAUUUUAAGUUUAAUAACAAAAAUCUGUAUAACAUGGUUAAACCUAAAGUGAUAUUUUUUAUAAGAAUAAUAUAUUGACAUGUUUAAGGGAAUAAACUUUGUGAUAUAA